AUGUACACAUCCCUUACUGCAUUUGUGAGCGCGCUGGUGCUUGCCACUGGCGUGCUCGCGAAGAAGCACGAGCACAUUAGAGAUCUCCAGGUCGUUAAUAAAUACAUCGCCCCCGAUGGCCAUAAUCGCUCAACUGUCCUUGUGGAUGGCGUCUUUCCGGGACCCCUCAUUGCUGGAGAGAAGGGCCACCGCUUCCUUCUUAACGCUGUCGAUAAGCUCCAUGACACGACCAUGGACGUGGAGACAACAAUUCACUGGCACGGCAUGUUCCAACAUAAGUCAGCCUGGUCGGACGGUGUAGCUUGGGUCACGCAGUGUCCCAUCGAGCCACAGCACUCCUUCCUCUACAAUUUCACAUCACCAAGGCAGGCAGGCACCUUUUGGUACCAUUCGCACUUGUCGACGCAGUAUUGCGAUGGCUUGCGUGGGCCUUUGGUUAUAUAUGAUCCCGACGAUCCGUACUAUAAUGACUAUGAUGUUGACGACGAGACGACGGUUAUUACGCUAGCAGACUGGUAUCAUAAUGUCUCCUCUCAAGAGCCCACUUUUCCUACGAACGACGCUACUCUAAUUAAUGGGAAAGGGCGAACCGUCACGACCACCUAUAAUGGAACCGACUACCUAUCCGAAAUCGUCGUCGAACCAGGGUUGAAGUAUCGGUUCCGUCUCAUCAACAUGGCUUGCGAGCCCUACUACAACUUCACCAUCGCCGGGCAUAAGAUGACCAUCAUAGAAGCUGACGGAGUGACUGUGCAUCCCGUCCGUGACGUCGACCAAAUCCAGAUUCAUGCGGGUCAAAGAUACUCCUUCAUCCUGCAUGCGAACCAACGUCCCGACAAUUACUGGAUACACUCCGACCCCAACACCGGCAACACCAUCAACAACAGCGAUCCCAGUCUGAAUGCCGCAAUCCUACGGUAUAGUUCUGUUCCCCUUGCGCUGCCAAAUGCCACCAGGAACAAUGCGACGCCGAACAAGCCGCUCGUGGAGACUGAUCUUCACCCUUUGCAACGCAUGCCUGUUCCUGGACAUCCUUUCCCCGGAGGUGUAGACAAGCGAUUCUUCUUCAAUAUUACCUUCAACGCCACCGGCCCGAACGGCACCCCGAGCUUCGACGUUAAUGGAACCACUUUCCAGAACCCUGAAUUACCUGUCCUUCUUCAGAUCUUGAAUGGCGAUCAGAAGCCGCAGGACUAUAUGCCGAAGGGCAGCGUGUACGACCUCCCUAAGCAUUCCACGAUUGAGGUUGCGUUCUACAUGAAUACAUCGGCAGGGCCGGGACCUCAUCCCAUUCAUCUCCACGGCCAUACGUUCUGGGUAGUCCGCAGUGCAGGCAACUCCUCAUAUAACUGGGACAACCCAGUCGUUCGCGACACGGUCUCCAUUGGCAACGACCCCAACGAACUGACCACGAUCCGGUUCAGGACGGAUAACCCGGGCCCGUGGUUCUUGCACUGUCAUAUCGAUUACCAUCUUGCUGCUGGGUUCGCUGUGGUGAUGGCUGAAGAGCCCGACGAAGUGGCAGUUGCCAAUGCCCCUAUUCCCAAGGCGUGGUACGACCUUUGUCCGACCUCCGGCGCUUCGACACAAUACAGGAAUGCUAGCCUUUCUGGCAUUAACGCCAGUUGA
Molecule: messenger RNA, 1629 nt
Organism: Gloeophyllum trabeum ATCC 11539
Lineage: Eukaryota; Fungi; Basidiomycota; Agaricomycetes; Gloeophyllales; Gloeophyllaceae
Gene: Gtlcc2
Product: laccase
Exons: 18
Coding region: 1-1629 (542 amino acids)
Molecular function (GO): copper ion binding; oxidoreductase activity
Source: RefSeq, a predicted model, not a curated record